AUGGAAAAUACAGAGCUUCUCCAAAUUGAACCUUCUCUGCUCAGAUUUCACUUUCAAUUGAAGGAACAGAGUUCUUGUUCUGUUCAUCUUGUAAACAAGACCACUGACUAUGUUGCCUUUAAGGUUUUAACAAAUUCACCUAAGAAAUACUACGUCAAACCAAACAAGGGGAUCAUCAAGCCACAUGGAACGUGUGAAGUUACUGUAACCAUGCAAUCUCAGCCCACGGCUCUCUUUGAUUUCCAAUUUAAAGACAAAUUCCUCAUUCAAAGUGCAGUUGCUUCGUCAGAUGACAUCUUAUCGAAAAAUAGUGACAAUAAGCUUGUUGAAAAGAAGAUGUUGAGGGUAUCAUUGCUUCCACCAAACCGGGAUUUGAAGCAGGAUGAUCGAAUUCAAGUAGGGAUGACAACGGGUUGGUUUAAAACAACGAAUCCUAACAAUUUCUGCGUCAUACCAAACAUCGGCAUCAUUGCACCACAAGGAACGUGUGAUGUUACUGUAACCAUGCAAGCUCAGUAUACAGCUCCGCUUGAUUUUCAAUUCAAAAACAAAUUCCUCAUUCAAAGCACUGUUGCUUCCCCAGAUGACAUCUUUUCGAAAAAUAGUGGCGGCAAUAAGCAUGUUGAGGAGAAGAAGCUGAGGGCAGUGUUGCUUGUUCCACCAUAUGAUGAAAUCAAGCGAAUUGGUUCAGAUCAGUCCCCUUUGACAUGGUCGACGAGGAUAAUAGAACCGAUAAGGAUAUUAUUCAUGAAGCAUCAAAAUGAUAAUGCUGCACAACAACUAAGCUUGGCAAAGAAUAUUGAGGAACUGAAGAAGGAUGUUGAAGAAAUGAAGUCAAAGAUGAGUGUAAUGGAUUUAAAACUAAGAGAGAUGGAAGCAAAGAACAGAACGAUCUCAUCAUUUGCAAGCUGA
This is a messenger RNA of Lotus japonicus, 912 nucleotides long. Its product is annotated as vesicle-associated protein 1-3-like. The record is from RefSeq and is a predicted model, not a curated record. Gene Ontology annotation, cellular component: plasma membrane; endoplasmic reticulum membrane. The coding region runs from base 1 to 912 and encodes 303 amino acids. NCBI's taxonomy places the organism in Eukaryota, Viridiplantae, Streptophyta, Magnoliopsida, Fabales, Fabaceae. Gene Ontology annotation, biological process: endoplasmic reticulum membrane organization. The transcript is spliced from 8 exons.